This is a messenger RNA of Rasamsonia emersonii CBS 393.64, 339 nucleotides long. RefSeq lists its product as uncharacterized. Lineage: Eukaryota; Fungi; Ascomycota; Eurotiomycetes; Eurotiales; Trichocomaceae. The annotation marks the transcript as partial. The transcript has a single exon. The record is from RefSeq and is a predicted model, not a curated record.
AUAGUAAUGCAGGUUGCCAUCUGUUUGGAUACUGCCUGCACUAAGAAUGCUAAAUCAGGCUGCAGCGUUAUUGCUGCGAGCCUGCAUUUGUCCGUAACUAUUACCUCUUACGAGAUGAUAGUGAAUAGGCUCAAUUUAGGUUGUUCGGGUGUGCGGUAUACCACGUGUUCAGUCAUCCGAUCGAGUCAAUUAUCCUUACCUUCAGGUAUAAAAAUUUGUUCUGGGCGGAUUAAGGCCUUGUCGAUUACGACCACGAAGACUUGGAGUGAAUACCUGUCAGCUUCUUCUGCUUACGACUCUACGCCCUAUCGACUUGACAACUACCCCUCCCAAGUCUAG